CGGGGACGCCGAGCGGCGCUUUCCUCUUCCCUGUGAGUGAGGGAGGGAAGUCAGCGGCUCCAGCCCCCGGCCACUUUCCCUGCGCGAUCCCGGGAGCUCCCUGCAGGAGGUGAAAGUCCUCGGCGGGUCUGGAUGGCGUAGUUGCGCCGAGGCGCUGCAGCUGCCGGAGUUCGCUGCGGCCGAGCGCUGGGCGGGGAAACUUCUCUCAGCUUUUCUCCAACUUGAGGCGGGUGGAUCUCCGCUUGACACGCCGCCUCCACGGCAACUUGAAAAUUGGAAAGAGGGAUUUUUAAGGCCACUUCUGAUUUGUCAAGACUGUGAUCUGAACAGCUAGAGGCUGUGUUAACUGCACAAGACACACUUUUGAAGAAAUAAAAAUGGCUUCUCGUCAUGUGAUUGUUGUGUUUGCUCUGAUGAGUUCCUGUCUUGCUACUGCAGGGCCGGAGCGUGGUGCCCAGUGUGAGCUGUUGCCGGUCAACGCCUCCCAUCCUGUCCAGGCCCUGAUGGAGAGCUUCACGGUCUUGUCUGGCUGUGCCAGCAGAGGCACCACGGGGCUGCCCCAGGAGGUGCACAUCCUGAACCUCCGUUCCAGCGACCAGGGGCUGGGGCAGCUGCAGAGAGAGGUCACUCUGCACCUGAAUCCCAUCUCCUCGGUCCACAUUCAUCACAAGCCUGUUGUGUUCGUGCUCAACUCCCCACAGCCCCUGGUUUGGCAUCUGAAGACAGAGAGGCUUGCAGUUGGAGUCUCCAGGCUUUUCUUGGUGUCGGAGGGUUCUGUGGUCCAAUUUUCAUCAGGCAACUUCUCCUUGUCAGCAAAAACAGAAGAAAGGAGCUUCCCCCAGGAGAAUGAACAUCUGUUAAAUUGGGCUCGGAAGGAGUAUGGAGCAGUCACUUCGUUCACUGAACUCAAGAUAGCAAGAAACAUUUAUAUUAAAGUGGGAGAAGAUCAAGUGUUCCCUCCCAAGUGCAACAUAGGGAAGAAUUUUCUGUCACUCAAUUACCUUGCUGAGUAUCUUCAGCCCAAGGCGGCAGAAGGGUGUGUCAUCUCCAACCAGCCCCAGGAUAAGGAAGUACACAUCAUCGAGUUAAUCACCCCCAACUCGAACCCCUACAGUGCUUUCCAGGUGGACAUCACAAUUGACAUAAGACCUUCUCGAAAAGAUCCUGAGGUGGUCAAAAAUCUUAUCCUGAUCUUGAAGUGCAAAAAGUCUGUCAACUGGGUGAUCAAAUCUUUCGAUGUUAAGGGAAACCUGAAAGUGAUUGCCCCCAACAGUAUUGGCUUUGGUAAAGAGAGUGAACGAUCCAUGGUAAUGACCAAAUCAAUAAGAGAUGAUAUCCCUUCAACCCAAGAAAACCUGAUCAAGUGGGCUUUGGACAAUGGCUACAGUCCCAUCACAUCAUACACAGUGGCUCCUGUGGCUAAUAGAUUUCAUCUUCGGCUUGAAAAUAAUGAGGAGAUGAGGGAUGAGGAAGUGCACACCAUCCCUCCUGAGCUACGGAUCCUGCUGGACCCACCCAUCCGGGGAGGGGGAGGCCGAAGUGGAGGUUUCCCCUUUCCUUUUCCUGAUAUCUCCAUGAGAGGCCAUGAGGAAGGGGGAGAAGAGGACAUCCCCAGGCCGAAGGACCCUGCCAUUCCCAGCAUACAACUGUUCCCUGGCCCCAGAGAGCCCGAGGAGGUGCAAGGGAGCAUGGAUGUUGCCUUGUCAGUCAAAUGCGACAAUGAAAAGAUGAUUGUGGCCGUAGAAAAAGAUUCUUUCCAGGCCAACAGCUACUCUGGAAUUGAGCUCACCCUAUUGGAUCCUACCUGUAAGGCCAAGAUGAAUGGCACCCACUUCAUUUUGGAGUCUCCGCUGAGUGGCUGUGGUACUUCGCACCGACUGUCAGCCCCUGAUGGGGUGGUUUACUAUAACUCUAUCGUGAUACGGGUCCCCUCCCCUGAGGACAGCAGUGGUUGGGCAGAUGGCUAUGAAGACCUCGAGUCAGGUGACAAUGGAUUCCCAGGAGAGGUGGAGGAAGGAGAAUUUCCAAACUUCUUUGGUCCAUCAGAAAUUGUGUCGUUUAACUGCAGCCUGAGGCAGGUGAGGAAUCCCAGUAGCUUCCAUGACCCACACAACAGAAACGUCACCUUCAACAUGGAGCUGUACAACACAGACCUCUUCUUGGUGCCAUCUCAGGGAGUCUUCUCUGUGGCAGAGAAUGGACACGUUUAUGUUGAGGUGUCUGUUACUAAGGCUGACCAAGAUCUGGGAUUUGCCAUCCAAACAUGCUUUAUCUCUCCCUAUUCAAACCCUGAUAGGAUGUCUGAUUACACCAUCAUUGAGAAUAUUUGUCCUAAAGAUGAAUCAGUGAAAUUCUAUAAUCCCAAGAGAGUGCUCUUUCCUAUCCCACAAGCCGAGAUAGAUAAGAAGCGAUUCAGCUUUGUUUUUAAGUCCGUCUUCAAUACCUCGCUGCUCUUCCUACAGUGUGAGCUCACAUUGUGCUCCAAGAAGGAGAAAGACCCCCAGGGCUUACCUAAGUGUGUGCCUCCUGAUGAAGCCUGCACCUCGCUGGAUGCAUCCAUGAUCUGGGCCAUGAUGCAGAAUAAGAAGACCUUCACUAAGCCCCUCGCUGUGAUCCACCAUGAGAUAGUACCUAAAGAAACAGAGCCAAGCAUGAAGGAACUGAAUCCAAUUCCACCACCGGUUUUCCACGGCCUGGACACCCUGACUGUGAUGGGCAUUGCGUUUGCAGCGUUCGUGAUUGGAGCACUGCUGACGGGGGCCUUGUGGUACAUCUAUUCUCACACUGGGGAGACGGCAGGGAGGCAGCAAGUCCCCACCUCCCCGCCAGCAUCGGAAAACAGCAGCGCUGCGCACAGCAUUGGCAGCACGCAGAGUACGCCCUGCUCCAGCAGCAGCACAGCCUAGCCCGCCCAAAAGCGGGGAGCAGGGCUGAUGCGCACUGACACGCGCCCAGGCUUCGAAGGCUCGAUUGUGGACCCCUUGUAAGGAGAGACUGAAUUUCGAUGUAAAGAUCACCAGUUGUAUUCACACACUCACCACCCCACCGCC
This is a messenger RNA of Condylura cristata (star-nosed mole), 3050 nucleotides long. It is a transcript of the gene TGFBR3, whose product is annotated as transforming growth factor, beta receptor III. Bases 378 to 2906 code for a protein of 842 amino acids. NCBI's taxonomy places the organism in Eukaryota, Metazoa, Chordata, Mammalia, Eulipotyphla, Talpidae. The transcript is spliced from 17 exons. The record is from RefSeq and is a predicted model, not a curated record.